Triticum dicoccoides is the source of this 716-nucleotide messenger RNA. RefSeq lists its product as uncharacterized. NCBI's taxonomy places the organism in Eukaryota, Viridiplantae, Streptophyta, Magnoliopsida, Poales, Poaceae. The record is from RefSeq and is a predicted model, not a curated record. Bases 1 to 447 code for a protein of 148 amino acids. The transcript has 4 exons.
AUGCCAUACUUACGGGCUACGUGCGUACGGAAUCCCCCUCCUCGAAUACUCAACUGCCGGAAACAAGGUCGCCGCCUACCUCCUCCCUCUGCCCCCCACGGCCGGAAAGGAGCUCCGGGCCCCGACCCCGCGCCCCGUCUCUGUGCCGCCGCCGUCGACGACGCCUCUGUGCAGCCGCCGCCGGCCUCUGCACCCGACUCCAACCUGUGCCCCCGCCGUCAACCUCCUCUCCAGACAUCCAGCGGCAAGAGUAAAGGAAUAUGCCUUCACUGCAAAAAGCUCUGCCUCCAGAACUUGCUGAUAAUGCACUCAGAACUAAAAAGGACCGGAGGGAGUAAUAGACAGGAACUGACCCUCAACAUGAGUUGUACAUGUGCGGCGAGGGGCCUUAUCAAUCACAUCAUAUACGAGUCCGAGAAGAUGACAGGGCGCAAGUUCUCGGGUUAAGACAGUUCAGUUCUUGGAUGUUCCUUUCCUUUUUUAUUCUCGGCAUACACUGUAUGAAUAAUAUAUGACCAGCUGAUGCUUCACCUUUUUUUUGCACUUUUACUGCGGUUCUUGAUGUAAUUGGCCCGCACAUGCUUAGCGCUAGCUGAUUUGGUUGAUCUUUAGGUCUCUUCCAAGCGUGGAGAUGAAGAUCUUCAACAAAUUUUAAUGCUCCAGUCAGUGUGAAAACACAUUUGAAUUAUUAUUUGCUUCUGAUCUUUUUGAGGGAA